UUACUUGAUAGAUACACAGUGCAGUUUCUGUCAAGCCUGUUCGAGUGGUUUCACUUCGUUUAAAGGGGACACAGUAGCCAAAGGAGAUGAGUCUCUUGGAGACACAGAACACAGUUUCUUACAGUAUCAGCAUUGCUUAAUCUAGAAAAUGAAUAUCUGACCCUUGAAUUAUUCCGCUGGGUAACUUUAUUUGAUUAUUAUCUGGGAUAUAAUUGCACAGCACGUGAUACUGGACACCUUGCAUCUCAACUAAAUCACUAAACCGUCUCGCUCCCAUUGUAUUGCGCUAUCAGUGGUGGACCUGGAUAACCUUUGCACUGGAGUUAAUUGAUGUCUCUAUAAAUGCUUCCUGUUAUGUUUUACUGUUAUGAUUUGUAUUGCUUGGAGAAAUAAUUUUCUGGUGUUAAUAUAUCACUUUUAUUUUUGAACUGGGGUGGUGUUAUAUGUUGCCACUCUAUAUCUAUUGUCUUUAUUUUUUUGGACCCUGAAUUCAUUGUAUUAACUGACAAAGAUUCUUCAAAAAAAGUUUUCUAGAUACCCUCAGCCAUGCGGACUCCGGUAGUAAUGAUUAUUGGCAUGGUUUUUGCCCCCUGUGGGCUGGUGCUAAACCUUACAUCUACUGUUGCCCCAAACUGGCGUGUGCUUAGUCAGCUUACAGGGAAGCCUUCAGAUGCUGUCCUCAAUCAGGGUAUCUGGGAUAUUUGCCAACAGAAUGUGGUCAGUAACAGUCUCAGCUGUGGACAGCAAGAUACUAAUAACUACUUCAGCCUCCAAGUGGUGCAGAUUGCCAGAGGACUAAUGAUCUCCUCUCUAGUGGUCACAGCACUGGGCAUUGUGGUGGCCUCACUUGGUGUCCGCUGUUGGCAAGAUGUGCCCCAUUACCUAUUGUCUGGUUUAGGGGGGCUGAUCAUCUUAAUUUCUGGGGUGUUAAGCCUCAUUGCUAUAUCCUGGUACAAUAACAAGAUGUACAGCCUGUUUGAUUCUGAGAAGGACUUGACUAUCCAAGUGGGGUAUUCCUUGGUGCUAGGUUAUCUAGGCAGCUGCUUAGAGAUCCUUGGAGGAUUUUCACUGGCACUCAGUUUGGUCCACUGCUGCCAAAAAUGGAGUGAAAAUAAAGGAACAUCCUCUGCUAAAUAUUACAGCAAGAAGGCUUCUUCCAUACAGAUGGCCAACAAACCCUCUUCUGCCUAUCCUAGCACUGUCUACAACAUUAGGGAUCAUGCCUCUCAUUUGGACCAUUCAUCUACAAACAUGGGUUACAGUAUUGGGAAUGACAAUUACAGACAUGGAAAUGGUAGUAGAUAUGCCCAUUCUAGCCCAAGAUCCUACACAAACCCAAUGGAUGUGACUGAGGGAGAGAGAUCUAGAGGAAGACCUGAAAGCCAACUUAGCUCACUCCCCUGUGACUCAGACCUUCUUUAAUUUUCUAUAGUGCUACAUUUUCUUGUUUGGGGGUUGCUGCCAAAACUAAGUUGCACAUAUAUAAGAUGAGACUUCAUUUGAUAUUCAAAAAAUAGGAUUAUCAACAUCAAAGUUUGGUAAACUGCAUAGUGUAUAUGAAGAACCAAUGAAGAAUAAUCCUAAUUGUAUUGUUGUAAAAGACUGUUUUAUGAGACUCCGGAGAGAUCUUUUAAUAGAAAGAUCUUAUAAUGAAGGAUAAUGUUUUUAUGUUUGCAUAAUCAUGUGAUAGGAGAAUUUAGGAGGUAGUAGCUACAAUUUGACCAAUUAAAUGGCAGGGAUGGUUACAAAACAUUGCUUUGGUAGUGGGUUGCAGCUUUCUAUAGCACACAAGUAGGUAUACAGUAAAUAAGUACACAAGUCUUGUUUUAUACGUGUAAUUUUGUUUUCCUGCUGUUUUGCAUAUUAUUUAAAAAUAGAUCACUGUGAGCCUUGGGGCAUUACACAUUGGCAAAUGUAAUAAUUAUGUGAAUCCUUUUUAGCUCUGUCCAUAUUUGUGUGCGUGCCAAUAAACAGGCACACCUUAGUUUGGUUCAGUUAGUAACUUCUCUUGUUAAAUGCAGUUUGUACUUACCUCUGAAGACAAUUGUAGUUUGCACUGUAUUAUGACAAAUAGCUAUAAAGGUCACAUAGUUUAACAAGAGGAUAGGGUGUACCUACCACAAUCUUAUUGUAUUUUUAUUUUCUUUAAAUCUCACUAUUCUAAAGAAAACCCAUUCCUAAUCUCAUCCAUGCAUAAAGCAUCACAAAAACCCAUGAUUUACAAUGAAAUGGAUAGUAAAAUCGAAAUAAAAUUUUCCUAAUUCAGAGAAAGCAUGCAAUUUUAAAAAACUUUCUAAUUAAUCUCUGUUAUCUAAUUUGCAGCAUUCUCUUGGCAUCCUUUGUUGAAAAGCAUACCUAGGUAGGCGCAGGAGCAGCAAUGCACUAUUGAGAGCUAGUAACUGAUUGGUGGCUGUGCCCAUAUCCCUCUUGUCAUUGGCUCACCUGAUUGCUGCGUCUUCAACAAAGGAUACCAAUAGAAUGAAGCAAAUUAGAUAAAUAGGUAGAUUGGACAGAUAAAUGUGAAUCUUUUGCGAUCUUUUGAAGCCAUCUUUAGCACAAAAGAGGUAAACUCUAACCAGUGUUAUUGUGAUCAGUGCUGACAUAUUUAGGACGUGCUACUAGAAAUAUGCUACGCUGUUUUGGUUUUAAACAGAUUCCUUUAUUUUACUAUGUGUUUAACACUUUCAGAGGAAAAUCACCUUUCUGCCCCACAUGAGGAUAUGGAUAGUGAUUUGAGCAUACUCAUGUAUGCCUGCUCCUCUUUGGCUUAUCAGCUGUAUCCUCAUUUGCAGUGGCACAUGAGUACAUUCUUGCAGUGGGUUAACCCUUUUAUGAUAGGGUUACUUUGUCUACAUCAGAUCAAUAUUCCGAUGUAAACAAAUUGAAAUCCCGCGAUCAUGCACGCGAUCACGAGAUUUCAAUGAUGGGAUCGGGUCAGGGGGGCGUCCCUAUGAUGCAAGGCACGCCCUCCAGACCGUGAUUGCAUCCUGGAAGUGCCAUUGACUUCAGGACAGCCAAACGGCUAGGACGGAAUAGAAUGUCAGAACGGCGUUAAAAGGUUAAACACAUAGUAAAAGAAAAUAAUUUGUUUACAAAUAAAAUGAUCAAAUAAAAUAUGACCUUUUUUUUAUACUGUCCUGUGCCUUUAAGUACUGCUUGAAGUCUUUAAUUGACAGGCCUGCUAUAGAAAGAGAAAAAUAGAAUCUGUGAGUGCCCAUCUGUAUGUCUGUAUUUACCAUAGUGAAACAAUGUGAAGAAAUAACUACGUCACUUUUUAAAAAACGAACUUGCUACUUUUUUGCACUGGUGAAAAAAAGUCUGUAGAAUAAUUUAUAUGAAUAUUACAUGACUUUUAUAAACGGAACUAUGAACAUGCAUAAUAUAAAAAAAAUAAAUCUUUUGCUCUGUAUAAAGGUUGCUAAACAAAAUAUUUUUUUGGAUAGACUGUGCAAUGGCGUUAUUUUGAUUAGUGAUUUUUAAAAAUAUAUAUAUAUUUUUAACUGCUAACUGUACAUUUUAUAUGGUCUUUUAUUAUAUUUUUGUGAUUUAAAUUCUGUACACAAUCAGAUUACUUACUUAUUUGCAUUUAUAGGCCACAGAUGUCCAAAGCAAUUUACACAGUGGAAGGGCUUCUAAAUAAUACAAAUCCACAAUGAGUUCUUGGCCUGAGGUAAAGAUUGGAGAAUUUAAGUUUAAAUCCAGACUUCCAAGCUAUGCCUUUAAGAUGCAGAUCUUGAAGUGCCUCAUAAAGAAAAUUUAUAUCUAUCUAUAUAUAUAUAUAUAUAUAGUAAACAACUAGGUUCUUGCACCUAGACCUGUCUGGGGUUAAUUGCCUGUGAUUCUGGUGACAGCACAGCUUCUUGUGAGUGGCAAGUGCCACUGAGCACCCAGGGCUGAGCAUGUUGCAGGAUCAGGGGAUGUGUACCCGUUCCGGUCUAGGAGUGCAGUCCCCUUCCGUGUUUUGUAUAUAUAUAUAUAUAUAUAUAUAUAUAUAUAUAUAUAUAUAUAUAUAUAUAUAUAUAUAUAUAGUAAACAACUAGUAUAAUAACAUUUUCUAGUUUAAAAAAAAAAAAGGAAAAAGUUGCUUUUAAAGCUUUGUGCAUACACUAUUUGGUAAAAAUUCUUGCCUUCUUCACCUACAUGGUACUGUGUUCAAGUAGAUUCUAAUCUAAUAUUUAUUGAGUUAUGCAGGUACCAGUUUAUUGCUGUACCCUUUAUGUUCUAGAUUAACACUUGGUUUGUCUGUGGCAUGUACCUGUCGCUAGUUCUGUGCCAAUAAUUGGUGUUUGUUUUCACUGGGAAUAUUAUUAUAAAUAAUUUGAAAUUACAAAAUGUGUUGAUGUCAUGUAUUAUAAAAGUGUUAGAUUUUAAAGCCACUAAAAUGUUUCUUUAAAGGGACAUGAAAUCCAAAAAAAAUGUUCUUUCAUGAUUCAGAUAGAGAAUACAAUUUUAAACAACUUUCCAAUUGACUUCUAUUAUUUAAUUUGCUUCCUUCUCUUGUUAUCUUUUGCUGAAAGCUUUAGGUAAGCUCAGGCGCAGCAAAGAACCUAGGUUCUAGCUGCUGAUUGGUAGCUGCAGAUAUACAACGAUUGUUAUUGGCUCACCCAUGUGUUCAGUUAGAAACCAGUAGUGCAUUGCUGCUCCUUCAACAAAUAAUACCAAGAGAAUGAAACAAAUUAGAUAAUAGAAGUAAAUUAGAAAGUUGUUUAAAAUCGUAUUCUCUAUCUGAAUCAUGACAUUAUUUUUUUUGUGUUUCAUGUCCCUUUAAGGCACUUCUGUAUCAUUACACUUUUGUGAUGUAUCCUUCUUACAACUUUGUAUGCUUAAAUAAACAGACAUGUUAUUCUGUC
Molecule: messenger RNA, 4850 nt
Organism: Bombina bombina (fire-bellied toad)
Lineage: Eukaryota; Metazoa; Chordata; Amphibia; Anura; Bombinatoridae
Gene: CLDN23
Product: claudin 23
Exons: 2
Coding region: 547-1422 (291 amino acids)
Biological process (GO): cell adhesion; bicellular tight junction assembly
Cellular component (GO): bicellular tight junction; plasma membrane
Molecular function (GO): structural molecule activity
Source: RefSeq, a predicted model, not a curated record